Messenger RNA from Melanotaenia boesemani (Boeseman's rainbowfish), 4263 nucleotides. It is a transcript of the gene myorg, whose product is annotated as myogenesis regulating glycosidase (putative). NCBI's taxonomy places the organism in Eukaryota, Metazoa, Chordata, Actinopteri, Atheriniformes, Melanotaeniidae. Bases 210 to 2264 code for a protein of 684 amino acids. The record is from RefSeq and is a predicted model, not a curated record. Gene Ontology annotation, biological process: carbohydrate metabolic process; skeletal muscle fiber development. Gene Ontology annotation, molecular function: hydrolase activity, hydrolyzing O-glycosyl compounds. The transcript has 3 exons.
UAAGACGGAGACGUGACGCAACGACACCCUGUGAUUCCCCCUUUCGGGGUGCUUUUGUGGAUUGUGCUAAACAAACUUGUUCUUCCGAGGACAACACUGCUAAACGGCAAGCAAACAGAUGUGACGGUGGGGCCAGAGUCCAACUUCCUACAUUUUAUUGAUCUGUGGGGACAUCACCUCAGGGAUUUGACCACUGACCAGCACAAACCAUGUACCAAGUGGUACCAGGAGGAGCUGGGGGCACGAUUACAGAUGCUAUCCCCAAACAGAAACAUACCAAGGACACUCGACCCUUAGUUGGAGCUGGAGUAAUUGGCCUAGUGCUGGUGAUUGCAGCUGUAACUGCCUGGUGUUACUACAUAGCUUCUCUACGCAAAGCUGAACUGCUAAAGACUCAGCUACUGGAUCUGAAUAAAGAUGGCUACAUUAUUCGCAACCAGGGAGGAUCUAUUGUUUUCAGAAUGGAUUUCAGAUCUGGGACGCUUGAUUUGGACUCCUGCUCUAAAGAAGGGGAGAUUCUUAGGUGUGGAAGCACCACUGACAGAAAACUUAACUUCUUCAUUGAGACUGUGCGACCGAAGGACACAGUGCAGUGCUACCGUGUACGUUGGGAGGAACUGGUUCCUGACAUAUCUGUUGAGCACGCCAUGACCUACAAGUUUGCUCACUGGUAUGGAGGUGCAGUGUCAGCAGUUCAGCACUGGCCCAUUUCUAUUUCUGGCCAACAGGCUCCCAAGCCCUUUGUUACAAGUGACAUCUACUCAAACCGUGAGGAAUUUGGUGGCAUUUUGGAGAGUUACUGGCUUUCAUCCAAUGCCACUGCCAUCAAGAUCAAUAAUUCUGUUCCCUUUCACCUUGGCUGGAAUGACACAGAGAAGACCAUGUACUUCCAGGCAAGAUACAAUGAUAGCCCCUUCAAACCGAACCCAGGAGAAGCGCCAUGUGCUGAACUUAGCUACAGAGUCUGCGUAGGCUUGGACGUAACCUCCAUACACAAGUACAUGGUCCGCAGGUACUUUAACAAACCAUACAAAGUACCAGCCAAAGCCAUGUUCCGACAUCCUAUUUGGUCAACUUGGGCAUUACACAAAACUGAUAUAGACCAAGAGAAACUCUUGGCUUAUGCUGCCAACAUCCGCAAGCAUAACUUUAACUGUAGCCACCUGGAACUAGAUGACCGCUACACCAGUCGCUAUGGAGAAUUUGAGUUUGACCCAAUUAAGUUCCCCAACGCCUCAGCCAUGUUCCAUAAGCUAAAAUCAGAUGGAUUUCUGGUCUCACUCUGGAUUCACCCUUUUGUUAACUACGACUCUGCAAACUUCCAUUCUUGUGUGGAGAGGGGUUUGUUUGUCCGAGAGCCUACAGGCCGACUGCCGGCUUUGGUGCGUUGGUGGCAUGGCAUUGGUGGCAUUGUGGACUUCACAAACCCAGAAGCCUGUGAUUGGUUUGCCUCCCAGUUACGCUCUUUGCGUUCAAGGUACGGUGUGACCUCAUUCAAAUUUGAUGCAGGGGAGACAAACUACCUACCAUGGAAAUUUAGCACAAGGACUCCCAUUCGGGACCCUAGUUUUUUCACGAGGCGUUACACAGAAAUGGCGAUUCCCUACAAUGACCGAGCUGAGCUGCGCAGUGGUUAUCAAUCCCAGAACAUAUCCUGUUUCUUCAGACCAAUUGACAGAGAUUCUGUGUGGGGCUAUGAGUUGGGUCUUAAAUCUCUUAUUCCCACAGUGCUCACCAUCAGCAUCCUGGGCUAUCAGUUCAUUUUACCAGACAUGAUUGGAGGGAAUGCCUAUCUGAACCAUACAAGUGGAAAUCGUGUUUUACCUGAUCGAGAACUCUAUAUUCGCUGGUUGGAACUGUCAGCCUUCAUGCCAUCCAUGCAGUUUUCUAUUCCACCUUGGGAAUAUGACAAUGAGGUGGUUGAAAUUGCUCGGAAAUACACAGCCCUCCAUGAAAGCAUCGUUGCACCUCGGGUCCUUGAGCUGGCAGGAGAGGUGCUCGACACUGGGGACCCAAUCAUACGUCCCCUGUGGUGGAUUGCCACAGGUGAUGAGACGGCUUAUAAAAUCGACUCCCAGUUUCUGAUUGGGGAUGACCUCAUGGUGGCUCCAGUUCUGGAACCUGGAAAGCAAGAGCGUGACAUCUACCUCCCUGCUGGCCAUUGGAGAAGCUAUAAAGGAGAGAGAUUUGACAUCAAGGAGCCACUGCAUCUUACAGACUAUCCUGUGGACCUGGAUGAAAUUGCCUACUUUGUUUGGGCAUAAUAAGAAGGAAUUUGAUUAUCCUACGUUCCAAUUUACUUGUGGGACAAGCCAAUUAAGCCUAUCUGUUAUUUUUGACAGGAAAGAGAUUGUGUGAGAAAAUUUAUUUAUGGAAAAUGUUAAAAAAUAUAAAGGCUUAUGGCACAUUCACACCAGCCUUUUUGAUUCGAAUCCUGGUCUGGGGGUAGUAGGGAAUUGUGAAUGCGCAAACGAACCCUGAUGCGGAUUAAAACCGUGGACUUGGUCUGUCUACAAAUGCAAGUCUCUGUCCACUUCAGGUGAUCCAAUUGCAGGAAGCGGACUACAAAGUAAAGCACAUUGUGGGCUCAGCGUUCAGCAUUGUAGCUAAACACAACCAAAACAAGCAAGUGUGGGAUGGCAGGCAGGAAACGGGAGAAAUGGCUUGCAGUUGGAUGUGGAGGAACUCGGUAAAAGCUGAGUCUGAUUUAAGGAUCUGAUACAGCUGCAUAUAUAGGUGUUAUGUGAUCAGAAACGGAAGUCCUCCUGUAGUAACCAAUAGAUGAAUGAGUUUUCUUCCUCGGUUUGUGUCUUAUCUUGUCCUUCAGUAAUUUUUGGUGGAGCGCCACCUCUGGUAGAGAGUGGAACUCAUUAUUUAAAAGGCCUAAUUCAUUUGAGUAGUGCAACACAGACUUGGUCCAGAAGAAUGUUGCACCCCCCAACUGAACCGAGACACCAAUCAUAUCGAGUCCAGCAGACUAUCCUGGUGUGAAAGUGCUCUUAAAAAAACAACAAACUCUAACACCAAAUUACUUAUGUUUUAUCACACAGAAGCUUAAAACAUUGUCUUAAGUUUUCAUUAUAUUUCAUUUUAAUACACCAUAUGCCUUAACAUUUUCCUACAUAACAAUAAAUGGAAAAGUGUACAGCAGUAACUCGAAGCCAAGGGGCAAGAAGCAAACAAGCAGAUAAUCAUAAGCAUCAGUAUCUCUUAUAAUCUGCAACAUCAGCUUCCUCCUCUUUCCUGCAUCAUCCCACACCCACAAAGUCUGUAGCACCACAAACCCAAAGUGUGCUGAAACUCUUAAAGCUUAUUAAAUAACUUAGUUUUUUUUUUGUGUAAUUUUAUUUGUCACAAGUUGCAUAGUGAUGCUUCAAGCAUUAAUACAUGUGGUGAAAAGGGAAAAUAUAAACUGAAUUUCAUGCCAUAAAACUAUUAUAUUUCUGACUUUCACAGCACUAUGAAUGUAAGGUUAAGCCAGAAAACCGAAGGUUUGUCAUUGCCAUUAAGUGGACUGUUGUAAGUGUAUGCGACAGCUUGUGAUGUCCUGCUUUCCUGUGACGCUAAUGACUUCCUAUCCUUUUGUUCCGGAUACCAGGUUUUAUGCUUCACUUAGCGGUACAAAUGCUUGAGGGUCAACAUGCACAUGUUCAUGUUCAUGUAACACGGUGUCAUAUAACUACUUUUAAACAAGAAGAAGAUGCCUCUUUCUCUCUUAUGAAUAUUUAAUUCUCUCCCUCAGGUAAUGGCUUUUCUCAGGCUGUGGUAUGUUUGAGGCAUUUGCUAUUAAUGACCCUUGAAUGCAGUUAAACAGCUAGUAAUGCCAUGAUGUCUAAUAUUUAGUGUAACAUCAAAAAGGAGCUUCUCUGUAGCAUUUUUAAUAUUUGAAACAUGCCGAAAUAAGUGAAAUUAAGACUAUAUGUUAGAUAUAGCUUAAUCACAUUAAAUCGUUCUAAUCAGAGUUUUUGGUACUUGUUUUUAAUUGGGUGUUUGUGUUUUAACUUCAACCUGAUUUAUUUCUCUUAUUGCCAUUUGCAACAACCAUUGGCACAAUAUAUAUAUAUAUAUAUAUAUAAACAGUAUAUAUAUAUAUAUAUAUUCUCUUUUGAUGUAAUGCAUUUAUUGUUUGUGAUUAUUUUCUAACAGCCAAAUCUAUGGAAUAAAUUUAAUCUGUUAUUGAUUAUAAAUUUUCCUUUUUAUAAAGGAAUGAUUUAUGUAAUAUAAUGACAUCCAUCUUUGACAUUCUUUGAUUCUAGAUAUAUU